AGACACCAACAGAGAACAAAAAACCAAAUCAAACCACCAUUAUUGACACACACACACACAGAGCAACCAAAAAUCAAAAUGGGCUGGUCAGAAUCAGAGAGAGGACUCUGCAAGAAGCACCCAGAAGUGAAGCAGUUCCCCGGCGCCGUCUGCUCGACAUGUCUCAGUGAAAAGCUCUCUCAGCUCUACGCUCCCUCCUCCAUUUCCGACAGAAAACUAACUGCAGAUUUCUUGGGUUACGGCUUCCUCCCAAUCCACUCUUGCUCUUCUUCUAACUACUCCUCCGCUUCCUCAUCACCCCACGCCUCUCCUCCGGUGAUCAAUCCCGGCCGUCGAGGGCACCACCAGCGCAACGCGUCGGAGGUCAUGGGCCGUUCGAUAUCUUUCAUGUUCAGCAGUGAUGGGACUAAGCAGGGUGGAGGGCAUGGGUUGAUGAAGAAGAGCAGAUCGGUUGCGGUGGUGACGAGGAGUGCUGGAAGUCAUAGCUUUGGAGAUCAGGUGGUGAUGAGGAGUGGGAAGAAGAAACGAGGGUUUUGGUCGAAGCUGAUUAGGGGGACGGGGAGGAAGACCAAGCAGGUUUUUAAGCACUCCAAGAGUGCUCUAAGAUGAUCAAGAGGAAGAAGAAACCCUAGAGUAGUAGGUAUUAGUUUUUUUGUUUUCAAAGAAAACUGGGUAUAUAUAAAAAAAUUUCCUUUUUUUUUUUUUUUGGUAGUGGAUCAUAAGAUUGGAUGUGAGAUUUCAAUGUGGAAUUGAUGGUGAUUUUGUAUGAAUUGCACUGUUUGAGAGAUUAUAUGGUUAUGUUCUUCAUUUUCUAUCA
Messenger RNA from Rosa rugosa (rugosa rose), 817 nucleotides. RefSeq lists its product as uncharacterized. The record is from RefSeq and is a predicted model, not a curated record. The coding region runs from base 79 to 609 and encodes 176 amino acids. The transcript has a single exon. Lineage: Eukaryota; Viridiplantae; Streptophyta; Magnoliopsida; Rosales; Rosaceae.